Molecule: messenger RNA, 5813 nt
Organism: Nycticebus coucang (slow loris)
Lineage: Eukaryota; Metazoa; Chordata; Mammalia; Primates; Lorisidae
Gene: ARMC9
Product: armadillo repeat containing 9
Exons: 26
Coding region: 94-2634 (846 amino acids)
Biological process (GO): cilium assembly
Cellular component (GO): ciliary basal body; centriole; ciliary tip
Molecular function (GO): protein binding
Source: RefSeq, a predicted model, not a curated record
GCGGUUUCCCGGGUGACGGCUGCGGAGGUGGAGGCUGGUCCGCGGCCGAAGUGCAGACAUUUUUCCUGUGAGAAUUACCAGUAACAGUUCAACAUGGGGGAUAUUCUGGCUCACGAAUCUGAAAUACUCGGACUAGUGAAAGAGUAUUUAGAUUUUGCUGAAUUUGAAGAUACCUUGAAAACGUUUUCAAAAGAAUGCAAAAUAAAAGGAAAACCAUUAUGUAAAACAGUGGGUGGAUCUUUACGGGACUCUAAAUCAUUGAUAAUUCAGAAGGAUCUUGUCUGUGCAUUUGACAAUGGAGACCAGAAGGUGUUCUUCAAUUUAUGGGAAGAACACAUUCCCAGUUCCAUCCGAAAUGGUGAUGCCCUUGCCCAGAAGUUGGAAUUCUAUCUUCACAUCCAUUUUGCCAUCUAUCCUCUGAAACAUUCUGUAGGGAGACCGGACAGAGAGGAGCUGGAGGAGAGGAUUUCUUACUUCAAAACCUACCUGGAGACCAAAGGAGCAGCGCUGAGCCAGACCACCGAGUUUCUUCCUUUCUAUGCCCUUCCUUUUGUUCCCAACCCUAUGGUACACCCUUCAUUUAAAGAACUCUUUCAGGAUUCCUGGACUCCAGAGUUAAAGUUGAAGUUGGAAAAGUUUCUAGCUUUAAUAUUUAAAGCUAGCAACACGCCGAAGCUUUUAACAAUUUAUAAGGAGAAUGGACAAAGUAACAAAGAAAUGUUGCAGCAGCUGCACCAGCAGCUGGUCGAAGCUGAACGUAGGUCAAUGACAUACCUGAGACGGUACAACAAGAUCCAAGCAGACUACCACAAUCUUAUUGGAGUCACAGCAGAGCUAGUGGAUUCUCUCGAGGCCACAGUCAGUGGCAAGAUGAUCACUCCUGAGUACCUCCAGAGUGUCUGUGUCCGCCUCUUCAGCAACCAGAUGCGGCAGAGCCUGGCUCAUAGCGUGGACUUCACAAGGCCUGGGACGGCUUCUACCAUGUUACGAGCUUCCUUGGCACCCAUGAGAUUGAAAGAUGUCCCAUUACUGCCCUCCCUGGAUUAUGAGAAACUGAAGAAGGAUUUGAUUUGGGGGAGUGAUCGCUUAAAAGCCUUCUUGUUGCAGGCUCUGCGCUGGCGCUUGACCACCUCCCAUCCUGGAGAGCAGAGGGAGACAGUUCUGCAGGCCUACAUCAGCAACGACCUCUUGGACUGUCAUAGCCACAACCAGUUCUCCCAUCCAACUUCUAACCAGGCCAUACACUGCUUAGCUUCUAAGGCCAGACAAAAUCAGAGGAAUGUGCUUCAGUUGCUGCACUCAAAGAGUGAGGUGGUGCGGCAGUACAUGGCCAGGCUCAUCAACGCGUUUGCGUCACUAGCUGAAGGUCGCCUCUACCUUGCUCAGAACAAAAUGGUGCUAUGGAUGCUGGAGGGAAGGCUGAAGGAGGACAAGGAUGUCAUCACCCGGGAGAAUGUCCUUGGGGCCUUGCAAAAGUUCAGCCUCAGGCGCCCGCUGCAGACAGCGAUGAUUCAAGAUGGUCUCAUCUUUUGGCUGAUUGAUAUUCUGAAGGACCCUGAUUGCCUGUCUGACUACACACUGGAGUACUCAGUGGCUUUGCUUAUGAACCUCUGCCUCCGGAGUGCAGGGAAGAACAUGUGUGCCAAGGUGGCAGGCCUCGUGCUCAAAGUUCUUUCAGAUCUGCUUGGCCAUGAAAACCACGAGAUCCAGCCGUAUGUGAAUGGAGCUCUGUACAGCAUCCUUUCUAUUCCGUCCAUCCAGGAGGAAGCGAAAGCAAUGGGGAUGGAAGACAUCCUACGCUGCUUCAUCAAAGAAGGCAACGCUGAAAUGAUCCGCCAGAUAGAAUUUAUCAUCAAGCAGCUUAAUUCUGAAGAACUACCAGAUGGUGUUCUUGAAUCUGAUGAUGAUGAAGAUGAAGAUGAUGAGGAGGACCAUGACACCAUGGAAGCUGAUCUGGACAAAGAUGAACUGAUCCAGCCCCAGCUUGGAGAACUCUCAGGCGAGAAGCUUCUGACCACGGAGUACUUGGGAAUCAUGACCAACACGGGGAAGGUGAAGCGGAAGGGGCUGGUCAGUGUGCAGUGGAGUGUGGACGAGCCCCUGCGCCGCCCCGUCACCCCUGGGGGCCACAGGAACGGGUACCCAGCGCUGGAAGACCAUCUCAUUUCUCCCCAGGCGGCCCAACAUGCCAGAACCGUCUGCCCACAGGCUCUGCCCAGCACUCAUCAGGCAGUCUACAGGGAGGGCAAGCCCAGCACUCCCGGGGCCUGCGUCUCCUCUUCACAUAAGAACCUUGGCAGCAAGCUGGCAGCCAUUGACACCAGGCCUAGAGAGUGGAUGCCAGCGGGACGUCAAGAAGAGCCUUACCUGUCCCACUCAGGGGCCCCCAGCCAGCCAAGGGAGGUGCCCCGGGACCCAGGCGGUGGAGAGGCCACCAGGGAACUUACAUCAGGCUUCACCUGUAAGCCCCGGACAGCCCAGACUCCAGAGAUCCUGGACCGGAUCCCCCCCAAGGCAAAGGCGUCAGCUCUGGCCCCUCAAUUCUCUUCCUGUGGCCCCCAGCAGGCCAGCCGCCCCAGCUCCAUGGCAUCCUCCAUGAGGGGCCUGCAAAGCAGCCAAUCUUACAGGAAGUGAGGAUGGUGUCUUUCCCUGAUGUCACCGUCAUUGCCUGAGGAUCAGCCAGCUUCCCAUUCUGAGCCCAGUGGCAGCUGCAGGCGAUGGAUGUGAAGGGACAGUUGAGGAAAGGCCAUCGCAGCCCCACUGUCCAGGUCACUUCCUCACCAGGACACUGCUUCCCCAGGCAGCCUGCUCCUUUCCUCCUGGUGGGGGGCAGUUCCCUGGUCACCUUUCACACACAGAGGAGGCUUUUGUCCUCAGGAGACCCUCUGGCCCCAGGAACAGUAGGCUCUGGAUUCGGAUUCAGCAGCCCAGCCCUCCCAGGCCCCAGAUGGCAGGCAAGGUUGGAGGCCAGAUCCACGCCAGUUCCAUCUCCCAGGCUCAUGAGGAGGAACCAGAGCCUCAAGAGCUCAGCCCAGCAGCGGGGCCUUUCCCAAGACUGCUGACCAGGGUUGCCUUGGCAGAACCAGCUCUCCUCACUCAGACCAAAUACUUGGAAACAGAAGGGAUUUGGAAUAAGGGAAACUCCUUCCCAAGCCAUGUGCCUCAGCACCAGAUUUUCUAUUUUCCUUCUCUUAAAAUCUGAUGAAGAAUAUGGUGUGUUCCAAUCUCUUCAAAGCAGCCUGCGCUCCUGCACACGGGUCUAAAGGCCUUCGGAAGCUGACCAGUUUGAGCAGGGAAUGCCUUCUGCUUCCCUCCCUCCAUGCGGACCUCAGAUGCAGACAGCUCCCCUGACCAAAUUCUAGUGCCACUGGGGAGGCAGGUGUCAUCAGGGCCAUGUCUCAGGACUGGAAGGAUGUUUGCCUUCAGGGCCAACAUGGCACAGGUGUCCUGGAUGUGACCCAAGCCAUAAAACCAUAAAAUCAAACAAAAUUAAUCAGUACUGACAUGGUCGUGUGUGUUAGAGAGAGAGAGAGAGAGAGAGACGGGAAAUGAAAACAAUCAAUCAUAUGUUCUACCCCUGGGUACUUUAUCUGCCCUGGCAAGGCCCUUUAGUAGGGACAUCCUUGUCCCACUGGCCAUAAAUAAAAGGUAAGCACUGCGUUUUUCAGUGGCCUUCUGACUCCUCAGGAUGGCAGGCAAGAGGCCAGGUUACCCAUGAGAUGACAUCAUGGGCCAGGACCCCAGUGACUCUCCUGAGUUCUUGGUAGUGGCUGCAGGCUGGGCACAUUAGAACUCUGCUAUAAGCCCAGCCCCACAGCCACAUCUCGGUUCUCUGGGACUGAGUGAGGCCAGCACUGUCUGCUCUUGGUACAGAAAGCUGCCAUCUUGGACUGUCAACUCCAGAGCUCCUGACCCGACCUGACCUGCGGGGGCAGAAAGAGAGAACACAAACACUCAUUGUCGGUGUUGUCAGUGUGAGCAGAGAGGGAAGGAGAGGGUUUCUGAAACGCAAUCACUCUGUGGUGAAACUUUGAAAAGGUGUAAUGGUAGCUCGGCACCCAUAGCACAGUGGUUACGAUGCCAGCCACAUACACUGAAGUUGGUGGGUUCAAACGCGGCCCGGGCCAGCUAAACAAUAAUGACAACUGCAACAAAAAAUAGCAGGGCAUUGUGGCGGGCGCCUGUAGUCCCAGCUUCUUGGGCGGCUGAGGCAAGAGAAUCGUCUAAGCCCAAGAAUUUGAGGUUGCUGUGAGCUGUGAUGCCACAGCACUUUACCGAGGGCCAUAAGUGAGACUCUUGUCUCUACCAAAAAAAAAAAGGUGUAAUGGAAAAAUCUUUCCUGUUGCCCCCAAUAAAUCCACACCCGAGUUCAGAUUCCUCAGAUGCUGCUGCCUGGCACAGCCUCUCCCCUUCUUGGCAUGGGAGCCAAAGAGACCUGCGGGGGUGGGACAGUCAUCAGUUUUAGCCCAGUGUCUCUGUGCUGUGAAAGCAACUGCGCUUCCUCCCUGGAGCCCACCAAAGAGCUGACUCUGGUUAUAAGUGUCUAGUUAUUGUGGGAGAAGAAAAGAUAAUCUCUUAGUGAACAAGGGAGUAUCCAAUUUAGGGUCAAAAUACACUGAGAUUACCAGGUGAGGUCUGGGUGGUUCUUUCGGGAAAUACUGUAAAUACUACCCAGGCCUCUGCACCACACCCCUGGGAGAGUCCACUCCCAGACACUCGCUUCUACAUUCCAAGGCUAAAGGCUCGAAAUGUACUUUGUAAAACACCAGCAACUUGGCUGGUCCAAAGGUAGUGAGCUAUCGCACUUGAUUGUUCACAGUUACAGACUGAACUCCUUGUUCUGCUCUUUCCCACCUUCUCACUACUGCACUUGACUGGUCUUUAAAAAAAAUGAAAAAAAAAAAAAAAAAGAAACACCAGCAACUUAAUCUUAAAUAUUCCAGCAACUGGCUUCAGUGAGUUAGCACAGGUUACAUACGAACACAAUCUAAGGGGGAAAAAAAUCAAAUAUACAAAUAAACCAAAACAUUUUUGAAAGUCAUCUGGAGAUCUAUUCAGAUUGCUCAUACAGUUUGCCCAUGAAAACUAUCCAGGGACACCACCGAGAGGAAUUGGAACUAGUGAAAAAUGGAGAGCCUUUAGGUAGACCAGGCUCCUCUGCGCAUGGGCACUAGGCGCUCUCAGGUUACCUCACACCUCUGAUUUCUUCUAAGUAGUGGAGAGCUCAUUCUCAGCCAGGUGGGGCUGCUUGGCAAGGUUAAGUUAAAUUGGGACCCUUGGCAAGGAAUGUAAGAGACAGGUAGAGGUUUUGGAUCCAGUCAGAUAUCAGAGGCCAGUCAGCACGUUGGGAAGGAUUUGGCCAAAAUUAAAAGAGCUAAAUAAAAAAAGAAAACAAAUGAACAAGUAAGAUUAAUGCUAAAAGAAAAUCCAUGAUAGGGCAGCGCCUGUGGCUCAGUGAGUAGGGCGCCGGCCACAUAUACCAAGGGUGGCAGGUUCGAACCCAGCCCCUAGCCGAACUGUAACAAAAACUAGCCGGGCGUUGUGGCGGGCACCUGUAGUCCCAGCUACUUGGGAGGCUGAGGCAAGAGAAUCGCCUAAGCCCAGGAGUUAGAGGUUGCUAUAAGCUAUGACACCACAGCACUCUACCGAGGGCAAUAAAGUGAGAUUGUCUCUAAAAAAAAAGAAAAGAAAAGAAAAUCCAUGAUAAGCAAAAUGCCAGGCUUUUUAAUAAAAACAAGUAUGACCCUGUUCUUGGAUGACUCUACCUGGAUUGCGUAACCCUCGUCCCAGCAAUGAUUCCAAUAAAACUUUAU